Molecule: messenger RNA, 1017 nt
Organism: Vanessa atalanta (red admiral)
Lineage: Eukaryota; Metazoa; Arthropoda; Insecta; Lepidoptera; Nymphalidae
Product: serine protease snake-like
Exons: 6
Coding region: 1-855 (284 amino acids)
Biological process (GO): proteolysis
Molecular function (GO): serine-type endopeptidase activity
Source: RefSeq, a predicted model, not a curated record
AUGGACGAACGGGAGCAAAUAAAAAAACACGCAUGUAAAAGAAAUUAUUUUGUAAUAAGAGGUGCGAGAACGAAACCAGCGGAAUAUCCACAUAUGGGCGCCUUGGGUUGGAUGACUUUCGACGAUUCUUGGAUAUUUCUCUGCGGUUCUUCGUUGAUCAGUGAAAAAUUUGUGUUAACUGUAGCUCAUUGUACGAAAACAAACAACGUUGCCGUGAAACACGUUCAUCCCAAAAUUGUUAGACUGGGAGUGACGGAUAUUUAUAAUUCAAGCAACGAAACUCCAAUGGAUGUCGACAUUAAGAAAAUAAUACUUCAUCCUCAAUAUGAUCCUCCGAAAAAAUAUUACGAUAUUGCUCUUUUGGAACUAAAAACUGAAGUCCAAUUUACGAAAUUUAUCCAGCCAGCUUGUUUGUGGAGCAAACCUUAUUACCCAGAAAAGGAACUCACUGUUACCGGUUGGGGAGCUUUUGAUAAGGCUAAUAAGUUUUCACAUAAACUUCUCUAUGCGAAAUUGGACUUAUUCCAUCCAAAACUUUGUGAUAAUUCAGUUUUGAAUAAUAGAAAUUGGUGGGGAACGUCUAAACAACAAUUGUGUGCUGGCAAAGCGGAUGGCAGCGUAGACACGUGUUUUGGUGAUUCAGGUGGUCCAUUACAAUUCAAAUUGUAUGAAACGAAAAAAGAGGGCACCAUGCAUAUGGUUAUCGGGAUAACAUCAUUUGGUUCUGCUAGAUGUGCUCAAAAGGGCAUUCCCGCUGUAUAUACUAAUGUAGCUACUUUUAUAAAUUGGAUUGAAAGAUACGUGUGGCCAGAAGUAAGGUUUCGUUCUUCUAGUCGUAUCAUUUUCAGAGAAUGACUAAUAUCUAAAAAAAAAAAAAAAACAAAUUAAUCCAAUUAAUAAAACAACUAUUGUCCACCAUUUUGAAUUUCAAAGACUGCUAAGUUAAGACCAUAGCCUAUGAUUUUUAAGGAACUCAAGCGGAUCGUGUAUAUGCUAAGGUCUUUACUACGUACCAUA